AUGUGUGUCAAGUACAUCAACGGUGGCCUUCUGGUCAACAAGACCGGUUUGUACUUCGUUUACUCCCGCGUGGAGUUUAUUUCACCCAUGUGCAACUCCAGAGACACUUAUACACACAUAAUGAGUCGACAGAGAAACGGACACAACCGGAUAAUCAUGGAAGAUCACCAAGAGGGGUUUUGUAUGGAGGGUAGCAAACAUCUGUGGAUGACCGGCUGUAAUGCCAAGCCAGCAGAGGGAGCCCUCACUGGCAGUCAUUUAGGCUCACUUCAGCAUCUCAGGCAGUCCGACUGGCUGUUUGUCAAUGUCUCAAACCCCAAACUGAUCAGCAAAAAUUAUCACAGCAACUAUUUUGGCCUCUUCAAGAUCAACUGAUCAUGGAGGACACUUAGGUGGUGCAUAUGAAGGACAUGAUUGUGAUUUCAGAUGAAGAGGUCGGCUGAGAUCCUCAGAGUUUCACAUUUGAUUUUGAAUGUAUCAGUUGCCUGUAGCCAUUAAAUUCUUUAGAAAUGUCAUGCAGAAGAGUUUCAGAUUGAAAGAACACUAAUACGCUUCUGUAUC
Messenger RNA from Carassius gibelio (silver crucian carp), 561 nucleotides. Its product is annotated as tumor necrosis factor ligand superfamily member 6-like. The record is from RefSeq and is a predicted model, not a curated record. Bases 1 to 375 code for a protein of 124 amino acids. Gene Ontology annotation, cellular component: membrane. The transcript is spliced from 3 exons. Lineage: Eukaryota; Metazoa; Chordata; Actinopteri; Cypriniformes; Cyprinidae. Gene Ontology annotation, molecular function: tumor necrosis factor receptor binding. Gene Ontology annotation, biological process: positive regulation of canonical NF-kappaB signal transduction; extrinsic apoptotic signaling pathway via death domain receptors; immune response.